AUGACUUUUGCUGUCGGUACAAUGGCAGGGCUGGAGCAACCAUCCAAAAUUCACCGGAGAACACGAACCGCCUCGGAGAGCGAGCCGGUUCAUCUCGCUCUUGAGAGUUCUCAAAAGAAACGAAAGCGAAGCCGGAAGAUCCAUUCGGACAGAAAGUUUGAAUGUACCCAUGAAGGUUGUGGCAAGAGUUAUUCACGAGCGGAACAUCUGUACCGCCAUCAACUCAACCAUACCCCCAAGCAGAUCUACCGAUGUGACUUCCCCGAUUGCUAUCGGUCCUUUGUCCGGCAGGAUCUUUGCAUUCGACACCGGGAACGGCACACCACACGGGGAUCUCAGCUUCAAAAACGUGAUUCGUUUGCGCAGGCCGCUUCGAAUACUAACGGCGAACGACACAUUUCUCCCAACACCAAUGGCACACAUGUGGAAAACAAUGUUGCGAGAUCCCCCUCUAUCAACAUGACCCACGGCAAUGUGGAUAUGGCUUCGCAGUCCGCUGGCGGCGCAGGUCGACAUAUGGCCGUGUCUUCUUCUCCCUCUCUAUCCAUGAGGCCAUUCAACUACCAACCCUUGAUGUCGCAGCAUGGCGUGGAAGUUCCUGAUUCCACCUACAGCCGCUCCAACAGCUCGACUAACCACACCAUGAACUCUCCUGCCGGACGAUCAGCGACGGCCUUUAGCCCAUCCGAUGUCCCGAGAGCGUCAUAUGUGCCGCUCAACGGUCGUAACUCGGCCAAUGUGUCGAUAAGCUCUGGUGAUUUGGGGCAGGAUCCCCACUCGCACCAUCAACCUAUCUCGACCGACAUGAAUGGAUCUUCGAUGGUCCAUCCAAGCGCAUAUGGCUCUCAAGGGGGCAUGCAAAUCCCUGUCAGUGGAUACACUGACCUCUCGAUGGCAGCAUCCACCACAGGAACGUCCUUGGCUGGACUGGAUUCCAUGCCUGGAGCAAUGGCGCCAGGACCCGCGGUCGGAGACCCCGGGUUCGAUUCCCUCUCCGCGUAUCCGAUUUUUGGCGGGGAGACUUACAACCGGUCUCCAUUCGCAAUGGCGGAUGAUUUUGCCGCAUGGCUCUUCAAUGAGCCUGUUCCCACUACCUCAUCUCCCGUGGGAUACCCAUCAACUGCUGCAAUGAUGCCGGGUUUUUUAGACCCAACCCAUCCUCAGAAUCAGCUUUUUAUGAGUGAGCCAGCCUAUGGCAAUGUGUUUAACAAUGUGGUUCCCCAUCACCCCAUGAGCGUUACUAGUAUCUUGGACCCGGGGUCUCCACAGUCAAUCAUGUCCGAGGACAAGCGACAGGAACUGCUUCAUCUCAUGGCCACUCGCUUCAACGAGGCUGCAUACUCGGCAGUGGCGAAGCGCAAGGAUGCUCUGAUGGAUGGGGACAUCGACGAUGACAACCAUGUCCUGAGUCAUCGUAUGAUGCAGAUGUACAUUAGUUCCUACUGGUAUCACUUUCACGCCCAGCUGCCGAUUUUGCACCAGCCGACUUUUGAUGCUGACAAGGCACCCAACCUGCUUUUGCUGGCCGUGAUGGCAAUUGGAGCAUCGACACUGGACGAGAUGCACGGUCCCGAAGUCACAGAAAUGGCAUCGGAGCUGGCCAACUUCAUUGCGUGGCAUCUGCGUUGGGAACUCUUCAUGGACGGUGAUUUUCGCCCCCCAGCCAAGGUCUGGAUCUUCCAAGCACUAUUGCUGCUGGAGGUUCAUGAGAAAAUGUAUUCCACACGUGCGUUGCACGAGCGGGCACAUAUCCACCACGACACCACCUUGACCUUGAUGCGCCGUGGCAGUUCCCUUAUCUGUCGCUCCUCGUUUGACUCGCCGGCGGGCAUGCGAGACGACCGACGGGCUCGGUCGACACCUGGAUCGGCGACGACUUCAGAAUUCGUGGUGGAUGAAUCGUGGGCAAACUGGAUCGAAUCCGAGGCAACCAGGCGUGUUGCAUUUGCUGCCUUUGUGCUUGACUCAACGCAUGCCACGAUGUUUGGACAUUCGGCCAAGAUGGUGGCUCAUGAGCUCCGGCUGCCUCUACCAUGCGACGAGGCACUUUGGUCAGCGACCAGCGCUUCCGAGGUGGCUCGCGUUCAAUCCAGCCUGCAUGCCAAUGGGGUUAAACCGACCAUGUUCCUCGAUGGACUGAAGCGGACUCUCAACGGGCAGCGUGUUCGGACCAACGCCUUCGGUCGAUCCAUUCUCAUGGCCGGGUUGCUCAGUGUCAGUUGGCACAUGAACCAGCGGGACCUCCAAGUGAGCUCACUCGGCGUUCCACAUGCGUUGGGUGGAAGGGACAAGUGGAGGUCAGCCCUUCUGCGAUCCUUUGACAAUUGGCGCCGGGACUUUGACGAGGCACUGGGACAGUCGGGGCCCCUGUCCUAUCCGAACAUGUAUCGCACACGGCACCCUCUGAACGAGGAGAGUGUUUUCGAGUCUCGCGAUGUACUGCACGGACUGGCCCACAUGGCUUCUCAUGUUGACAUCGUGGAUUGCCAGAUUUUUGCAGGAGCCAAGCGACUGAUGGGUCGGUCCAUCACGGCUCGGGACUACAACACGGCACGGGAGAAGAUGACUGAACGCUGGGCGACCAAAGCAUCUGCCCGAGACGCCACAUUCUACGCACUCAAGUUUCUGUCGAGCUGUCUCUUGAGUAACAACUCCGGGCCCGAUGGUGUGUAUUCGGCUCGGAAUGACAAUCUGCUCAACCGGCCAUGGGUGCUCUACGUGGCCGCGUUGGUGGUCUGGUGCUACGGGUUUGCAUUAGAUGGCCCCAUCAGCUCGCCGGUCGAGCUGACGACGGUGGCCGAACAACAACGUGACAUGCAUGCUUUCCUGCGACGAGUCGGCGGCGUGCGGGAGCCCAACGAUCUGGAGAGCAUGAAGGGUCGCAACCAAUGCCUGGGAUUGCUGAUGAUUCUCCGAGAUGGGUUCCUCAACACCCGCUGGGAGCUGCUCGAGGAGGCAGUCAACCUGCUGGACAGCUGCAUUGACAAAUCGAAGGGUUGA
This is a messenger RNA of Aspergillus wentii DTO 134E9, 3000 nucleotides long. Its product is annotated as putative C2H2 finger domain protein. The transcript has 2 exons. NCBI's taxonomy places the organism in Eukaryota, Fungi, Ascomycota, Eurotiomycetes, Eurotiales, Aspergillaceae. Gene Ontology annotation, molecular function: RNA polymerase II cis-regulatory region sequence-specific DNA binding; DNA-binding transcription factor activity, RNA polymerase II-specific; zinc ion binding. The coding region runs from base 1 to 3000 and encodes 999 amino acids. Gene Ontology annotation, cellular component: chromatin. The record is from RefSeq and is a predicted model, not a curated record. Gene Ontology annotation, biological process: regulation of transcription by RNA polymerase II; DNA-templated transcription.